Naegleria gruberi is the source of this 969-nucleotide messenger RNA. RefSeq lists its product as uncharacterized. The transcript is spliced from 4 exons. Bases 1 to 969 code for a protein of 322 amino acids. The record is from RefSeq and is a predicted model, not a curated record. NCBI's taxonomy places the organism in Eukaryota, Heterolobosea, Eutetramitea, Acrasida, Naegleriidae. Gene Ontology annotation, cellular component: cytoplasm. Gene Ontology annotation, molecular function: zinc ion binding.
AUGACUGAAUUCUACGAUCUUGGAGCACAUUGUUGUUUUGAUGGAUGCCAUGAGAAGGAUUUUCUUCCGUUCAAAUGUACUCAUUGUGGAAAGACAUUUUGUUUGAAUCAUAGAAGUUUUGAUGCUCACAAAUGUUCCUAUCUGCAAGAACAAGGAGUUGUUGCACCAUUUUGUCCUCUAUGCAAUCAGGUUCUUCCAUUUCGUGCCAGUGAAAGAGAGAAUCCUAAUGAUGUUGUUGAAAGACACAUUAGCAGUGGAAAGUGUCCAGCAAUGAAUCAAAAUGCAUCAAAACAGCCAACUUCUUCUCUUAGUAGUGCUGAAAUGUGUGCUUUGGGAGGAUGUGGUCAAAAGUCAAUUAUCAAAUGUAAAGGAUGUAACAAAUCAUUUUGUGUAGAACAUAGAUUGGAUUUCGAUCAUAAUUGUGACUCGUUGAAAAAACAAAAAUCAAGAUCAGGCGGCUCAUCAAGUAUUGGACCUUUUAAUAUCAAGAGUGGAUCCUCUGUUCCUAUAACUGCAAACAAAUGGAAAGGUCAGAGAAAGGAUGCUGGAAAAUUAUUAUCUAAUCAAUUCCAGAACAAACCUCUAUUCCCAGUUGGUCAAUCCUCAAUUGCAACUCAGGAUAGAUACUUUUUGGAUGUUUAUUUCCCAAUCAAUAAUCAAAUACAGCCAAUUCACAUGUUCUUCAGUAAGACUUGGUCAGUUGGAAAAGUUUUGGAUAAAAUUGCUGAACAAGGAAAAGUUAAGAAUAACAACUCGACAGAAUUGGAUCUCAGUAAGCGAUUGAAUUUAUUCAAUUUUGAUGGAGUUAAAUUGCCGACAGACAAGAAACUCUCUGAACUACCUCCAUCCCUUCUCAAGAGUAGAGAUGGAAUCAUUCUAGAGUAUGGAGAAGCACUAGACCCAACUGUUAUUGACCAAACAUUAAAGGACAUUUCUGAGGGAUCUUCUUCUGGAUGCUUGAUUUGUUAA